This is a messenger RNA of Kwoniella botswanensis, 447 nucleotides long. RefSeq lists its product as uncharacterized. Gene Ontology annotation, biological process: mRNA splicing, via spliceosome. Bases 1 to 447 code for a protein of 148 amino acids. Gene Ontology annotation, cellular component: spliceosomal complex; nucleus. The transcript is spliced from 6 exons. The record is from RefSeq and is a predicted model, not a curated record. Lineage: Eukaryota; Fungi; Basidiomycota; Tremellomycetes; Tremellales; Cryptococcaceae.
AUGCCAAAGAUAAGGACACAGAGGACGAAACCACCUCCAGAGGGAUACGAGGAUAUACAGGAUGUACUGGAAGAUUACGAGAAGAAGAUGAGGGAUGCAGAGAAUGACUCGCAUGAAGGGAAGAGGAAGGUGGAGUCUGUAUGGCCAGUAAUGCGAAUAUCUCAUGCUAGAUCGAGGUAUAUAUACGAUCUGUAUUACAAGCGAGAAUUAAUAUCGAGAGAAUUGUACGAUUGGUUAUUGAAGCAGGGGUAUGCGGAUGCCAACUUAAUAGCAAAGUGGAAGAAACAAGGAUACGAGAAAUUAUGUUGUGUAAGAUGUAUACAAACGAAAGAUAUGAAUUUCCAAGGAUCAACUUGUAUAUGUCGAGUACCGAAAGCUCAGCUUAAGAAAGGUACAGUGGUGGAAUGUCCUCAUUGUGGUUGCAGAGGAUGCGCUUCUUCAGAUUAG